AUGUAUCACAAGAUAUACAUCGCAAAAAUAUCGCCAUAUCUUGAAGUAUUACGUAUCUCUUUAACAUCUGUUGGCAAAAAUCACUUGGGGAAGCGAUCUGAGAAAGCUGCGACGUUAAAUAUUAAAUUAAUCAUGUCGCAUGAAAGAAGCCAUGGAAACUUAUCGCCAGUACCCUAUGUUCUAGAUACAUCAAAUUCAAGUUCACAACUUUCUGAAGGAGGUGAUCAGAAUACGCUUUCUUCUUCUUCAAGUUCUCCGUCAUUGACAGCAGCACUUCGUAAUUUCGAGAUAAGCAAUAGUAAUUUCGAUGCGGAUAGCAGUGCAGCAAGGGGGAAUUCGAGAGAUGUUUUCAGUUAUUCUCAGGAUGAUUCGUCGACACAUAUGGAAUCUUAUAUGGAAUAUUUAGCCUUGCUAAAUCAUCGCCAUGCACAAGAAGCAAUGGAUGAAACCAGCGGUAUAGGAGAUUCCAGUGUCCAUAUAGCUACUAACGAAUCGUUAUCUUUAUUGACGAAUACUACUAAUUCUUUAUCAUUUGGCAUAAUAUCGUCAAUAAACGAUGAAAAUGGCGACCGUAAUGGUGAUGGCAGUAAUCGCGUAAAUGAAUCAGAGAACAAUAAUGACAUCACUAGCGGCUCAUCACCUCAAGUGAAUGAAUUCAGCGAUGUUGAGUUGGCACUGAUCCGAGAUUUGUACUCUCCAUCAGCAAGUGACACUGCUAGCAGUAGCGAGCGAAGGGAAAGUGCGCAGAGUGAAGAUCUUGUGAACAGCAUGGAUGAAACACCGAGACGCCGAACCUUUCGUAUGCCACAUCUACGCGGUCGAAAUAAUAGUAAUGAAUCAAAUUCUCCUGAGAGGCAUAAUGACGAUUUCCAGAACCGUACUCAUCAUGAUCCAUCUUCAUCCAUAAGGUUUUACCCACAGCCGUUGAAACUACCCACAUCAACUCGUUUGAAAAUCACGGUAGCUGCGUCAUGGAAAUGGACGGCCGGUGAUGAAACCUGUGGGAUUUGUCGAAUGCCAUUUGAGGCAUGCUGCAUUGAGUGUAAAACACCUGGUGAUGAAUGUCCCUUAGCAAUAGGGACAUGUAAGCAUGCGUUUCAUAUGCACUGCAUUGUGAAAUGGACUGAAACUCAAAAUGCAGCUCGACCGCAGUGUCCUUUAUGUAGGCAGGAAUGGAAAUUUGCACCUGGAUAA
Acanthocheilonema viteae is the source of this 1194-nucleotide messenger RNA. Lineage: Eukaryota; Metazoa; Nematoda; Chromadorea; Rhabditida; Onchocercidae. The record is from the annotation of a GenBank genome assembly.